AUGCAGGUAUACCCCGAGCCUGCCCCGCCCUCCCCUGUGGAGAACCUACGGUGGUUGGAGGAUCAUUUAGACGUGACAUACUCCCCUGUAUGUUGCUCCUACAAUGCUGGAACUACGACCCUUCUCCUGCGACUACCAAAUGCAGAGGAGGGCAAUGGCGUUGCUGCUUGUCCCGCCAGCAGUGUCGGCAGCCACGGUCGUGAUGCUGUCCUGGAUGUAUUAGGGUGGCGGCGAGAGGGUGCAAGGGAGCAGAACCUGGUAGAUAUUUUUGGCCGUAUUCAAGAUUUAGACGCCUUGCAGCUGCAGCGCCUACCCGUCUCAUGGGGCGCAGCAGAAGGCGGGGUGUUGAGGCUUCCGAAGGACCAGGACAGUUUCACUGUUCGCCCAGGACCUGAGGGUGGCUCGCUCGCGCAAAUUGAGGAAACCGCGGGUUCCUGUGAAGGUGGAUCCACCAAUGCGGAGCGUCUGGAGUCUUCUCUUUCCCGUGCAGAGUUCAAGCAGUGCGAGGAGGCCUACAGUUUGCGCAGCUUCCUCAAUUCGUGUUUGAUGUUACCUGGGAGUCGCAGGCUCUCAGGUGGAUGGAGGAAGAAGGUCUGCGCGUCUGCAGAUGCGCAGCUGUCGCGCAGCCCCGAGCCUGCAUACCCGAGAGGACUUCCCUUCCUACAGUGGCGCGGCAAACUCCCCAAAACAGCAGCAUCAGCAACCGCCGGUUCUGCAGGAGAUGGGCCGGUGGUAUCGAGGGGAACGGGAAGCGCCAAAAAACGAUUCUCUCGCUCCGGUGGGGGAUAUGCCGAGCAGAAGCACGAAGCCCGCGUUGGAGGAGGGAUAGUGCAGCACUCGAGUCGUUUGUUGUCGUUGAGGAGAAAAGUGAAGGGCGCAUCAUCAGCAGAAAGCAGCAGCAGGACCAACGUCGCGUCUACUUUGUCCUUGGGGUCUUUGGGAUGA
Molecule: messenger RNA, 945 nt
Organism: Eimeria mitis
Lineage: Eukaryota; Apicomplexa; Conoidasida; Eucoccidiorida; Eimeriidae
Exons: 1
Coding region: 1-945 (314 amino acids)
Source: RefSeq, a predicted model, not a curated record